UAAAUAUAAUGGAGAGCACAUGUGAUCGAGGAGGACAUAACAUGUGACCCCAAGUCUAACUCAUCGAAGGAAAGACGAUUAUAGGGAAGAAGAAGAAGAGACGAGUGUGUGGUAAACGGCAACAGGAGCAACAGUCGCGUUAAGACACUCCGAGAGGAUGGUUGAUAGUGCGCGUUUUAGGGCCCUCAUCAUAGGCGCCCUCGUGGUCUUCGCACCCCUCACCCUUGCUCUUUCCAAAAAUGAUCUCUAUCCAUACGCCACCCCCGGUGCCAACACUCUUAAACUUGAUCCCAGCGGGCAGCUGGCCUCUAUCGAAGCAAUACUCAAGACGCCAAUAGUUUUCUACGACAACAUUUAUAAUGCUAUUUUCGUAAAUGGAAAUGGGGUUCUGUCGUUCGCGAGGUCGAUGCAAAGGUUUUUUAAUAUUGCUUUUCCACUGGAUGAUCCCGUGAUAGCGCCACUUUAUACUCACGUGGAUACUCGAGGAUCAGGAACGAUUUAUUGGACUGAAACAAAUGCGCCGGAAAUCCUUGCAAGGGCUGGUGGUAUGGUUAGAAAUUCUUUCAAAGGUGCUUUUCAAUUUCAACCGACGCACGUUUUUCUUGCAACCUGGUUAGACGUUGGAUACUACAAUGAAAAAAGUGACAAGGUGAAUACAUAUCAAGCGGCGAUAUCCUCAAAUGGAACUCAUUCUUACGUCGAAUUAUUGUAUCCACGUGAUGGAAUACAAUGGAUUCAAGCAGAAUCUCAUCCUAAUGGACUUCCGGAUGCAAAAGCUCAAGCUGGAUUUAUGAGUGAGGGAAGAAUUUACGCUCUCACCGGUUCUGGAACGGAUCAAAUUCAAAACAUCGACAAAUUGUCCAAUAUUAAUAGACCUGGCCAUUGGAUUUUCCAAGUUGGACCAAUUCGCGAUCAUGCAAAUGUCAAACAACCAGAUAAUGUCGAAGAUUCAAUGUCAAAUCAGUUGAAAACGUGUUCGAUUGGAGCGACAAGUUGUCACAGUAAAGCUAAUUGCGUUGAUUACGAAAGUGGAUUCUGUUGUCACUGUAAAGAAGGACACUUUGGAAAUGGAAAAUCCUGUUUGCCGAUCGAUAUACCAUUGAGGGUGAUUGGCAGAAUGUCAGGAACUAUUAAUGGCGAAAGUUUCGAGGAUAAAGAUCUUCAGUGCUACGUUCAAACCAAGGACGGAAGAACGUAUACAGCUAUAUCGAGAGUACCGGAAGCCGUUGGUCCCAGCUUCCAACUACUUAGCAAUCUAGGCAGCGUUAUUGGAUGGCUCUUCGCCAAACCGAUUGGAGAAACUAAAAACGGAUUUCAACUUACCGGUGGAGUAUUCAAUCACACGGCUGAAUUACGAUUUUCCUCAUCGGGACAUGAGGUGACAAUUCGCAGUUAUUUCAUGGGUCAGGACGUAUUCGGUCAAUUGAAAGUCAAUGUCGAGGUGAAAGGAACAAUUCCACGAUUGGAGAAUGAUGCACGAAUUGAAUUUACCGAUUACGAUGAACUUUUAACACGUGUUCAUUCCGGUUCAAUUCGUUCGAAUUCGGAGAAAAUUUACAAAUUAAUAGGCGUACCGGCUGAUUUUAAAUACACAUUGGAUCAAAUUUUCACUUUUCCGGAAUGUGCGUACGCACCGAAAAUGGAACAGGAGACAAUGAGAUUGAAAUUUUCGAGAGGUGUUAUUACUUAUGAGGCGAGAGAAGGAAUUAUUCGUUAUGCAAUGAAUUCGAAAAUUGCCCCACUUGAGGAGGAGGAUCCUUGCAUUCAGGGAAGAAGCACGUGCAGUGAACAUAGUUCUUGUAUUGUCGAUGGUGACGAUUUUAAAUGUGUUUGCAAUCCAGGAUAUCAAUAUCUUUAUAAGGAAGAUAAUUCUGCGACUUGUAUCGAUAUUAACGAAUGCACAGCUGGUAAUCACGUUUGCUCUCCCGAUGCUUAUUGUAUUAACAACGAGGGAAGCCACUCGUGUAAUUGUAAACCUGGUUAUCAAGGGGAUGGACGAAUUUGCGAUAAAAUACCAACUUGCGAUGAGACGCGUUGUUUGGAAAAUGAAGAAUGUCAGAUAAUUGGAGGUCUCCCAAUAUGCACCUGUAUUCCUGGAUACGAUACUGUUGAUCAAGUUUGCUCUCCAGUUUCCCAAUCAACACCUUGUAAUGUCGAAAACAAUUGUUCACCAUACGGCCUUUGCAGUUACGAUGGAAAUAGACAAGUUCACGUUUGUACUUGCCAACCGGGUUACACAGGUAAUGGAUACGAUUGUUUUCCCGAAUCGGAAAGUGAUGAUAGACCAGGUCCUCAUUGUAAUCAAGGCGUUUGUAUGUGUCCACUGGGUUGGGCGUAUCAUGAAAAUGAAUGCAUCAGACAAACGGAUGAAAAUCAAGACGUAUUGGCACGUCCGCUUCCGGCAUGCUUCGAAGAAUACUGUGUUUGUCCCAUGGGAUACGAUUAUGAGGAACUUGAAGAUGUUUGCGUCCCUAAAGAAGGAUACGACUUGAUGACAAAAGGUCCUUCUGGAUUUCAUUUACCUUGCAACGUGAUGAAUAGGUGUCAUCCUUAUGCAUCUUGCGUCUACGAUACAAUCACUUUGGAAUAUAGCUGUCAGUGUAAUGCCGAAUACGAAGGCGAUGGUAUCGAGUGCAAUAAAAGAGAAGUCUCCUGCUUCGAGGUCGAUAUUUGUGAUCCAAAUGCCUCAUGCCGAAAUGAAGAUUCCUUCGCUAGAUGCGUCUGUAAUCCAGGAUUUAAAGGAGAUGGCACCGACUGCAGACCAAUUGACGAAUGUGAUGAUCAUCCAGAUUGUGGAAAUAACGAAAGAUGUCAAUAUAAUCCAGCGAGUUCACGAUACGAAUGUUCCUGUAUUCAGGGAUACAGUAAAGUUGAUUCACAGUGUAUGAUUUCGGAUUGCGCGACAAAUCCUUCUCUUUGUCAUAUUAAUGCACAAUGCUCAACGUCACAUGACGGUGGCUCUAAAUGUGUUUGCGUCAAUGGAUAUCGUGGAGAUGGAAUUCUUCAUUGUGUCGAGGAUCAUAUCAACUGCAAUGUCGUUAAUAAUUGCGGAAGAAAUGCCGUUUGCGGAUACAAUCAAACAGCUUCUAAUUACGCCUGCGUUUGUUUACCGGGAUUCUAUGGAAAUGGAUUUACCUGUCUGCCGCAAUUAUCAUGUAAAAAUGAUCCAAAUAUUUGUUCUCAUUACGCAGCAUGUGUGCCUGCAGGACAUCAGCAAUUCACUUGCGUGUGUAAUGACGGCUACAUUGGCGACGGUAUGAAUUGUAGACCAACUCCGACACACGAGGCCAACUUUUUACUUGUGAAUCAGGGAACAGCAAUUCAUCGAAUUCCAUUCUUCCCAACACGAGAUAAACCCGGAAGUCCUAUUAUGGUUCAAAAUAAUCAAAUGACAAUUGCUGUCGCCAUCGAUUGCGCCCAUGGAAAAGCGUAUACCAUCGACAUUAUCGGCAACAGAAUUAUGUCAUUAAAUUAUAAUGGAUCGAAAGUGGACAACUUCAUUACGGGAAUAACGAGUGCCGAGGGCAUUGCUAUGGAUUGGAUAUCUAGAAAUUUAUUUUGGACCGAUUCGGCGAAGGGAACUGUUGAAGCUGCCAAUGUCGAGACAAAAAAGCGCAAAGUCCUGGUGAAAACCGGUUUAGUUAAUCCACGAGGAAUUGCAGUUCAUCCUCAUCGCGGAAAAAUAUUUUGGACUGACUGGAAUCGUCAAUCGCCGAAAAUUGAAACAGUUAACGAGGAUGGAAGUGGACGUCAAAUAUUCUUACAAGGUGAUAAUGUUAAAUUGCCCAACUCUUUGGCAAUUGAUUGGGACACUGAUGAAUUAUGUUGGGCCGAUGCUGGAACUUUCACUAUAAGCUGUGCACACAUUGACACAAAAUACGUACACGUUAUUGCUGAGUCGUUGCCCUAUCCAUUUGCAGUCGCAAUAUCGCAAAAUCACUAUUACUGGACCGACUGGAAAACGAAAACGAUAGAAGUUGCUCUGAAGAAUAAUGGACAGAGGCGUGAACCUUUAAAUAUUCCUCCUGGAGGUAGUGGAAAAUUGUACGGAAUUGUUGCUGUUCCUGAAGCAUGUCCUAGAGUUUCAAAUGUCUGUCAAUAUGAGAAUGGAAGGUGUAGCAAAGAACAACUCUGUUUGCCUGAUGGACAUGGAGGAAGAUCAUGCGUUUGUGCAGAUAAUGCCGUUGGAACUUGCACAGAUUCGCGGCAUCAUCAAUCGUAAACAAAAUUAUCAUCUCCCGCGUCUGUAGUUUUAAGAAUCUCAAAUUUAA
Messenger RNA from Leptopilina heterotoma, 4271 nucleotides. RefSeq names its product nidogen (gene Ndg). The record is from RefSeq and is a predicted model, not a curated record. The coding region runs from base 158 to 4222 and encodes 1354 amino acids. Gene Ontology annotation, molecular function: calcium ion binding. NCBI's taxonomy places the organism in Eukaryota, Metazoa, Arthropoda, Insecta, Hymenoptera, Figitidae. Gene Ontology annotation, biological process: cell-matrix adhesion. The transcript has 21 exons.